CAUACUGGGUUGAAGCCUGAAGGGUUCUGGGUGAUCAUGGUCAGUCAAGAAGUCAGUAUAUUUUACCAUUGGGCUGAUGUGGCUGAAUGCACCCACUUUGUUAGCGGUAAUGUUCAGAAGUGGUACCCUUCAUUCCAGGAGGCGCUUGAAGUAUAUACUGUCCAAUACCAUGCAGGCAAAGUGCGAGCA
Messenger RNA from Suillus subaureus, 189 nucleotides. RefSeq lists its product as uncharacterized. Lineage: Eukaryota; Fungi; Basidiomycota; Agaricomycetes; Boletales; Suillaceae. The annotation marks the transcript as partial. The transcript has 2 exons. The record is from RefSeq and is a predicted model, not a curated record.